GAAAAUGCGCUGGCAGUACUACCGCGGACAUUGCAGCAGACGUACUUGCUAAUGAUACUGCUUCUUCACCAGUCAAACCAGUUGAACCUACGUAUACGUAUAUUUUAUGAAUUAUCUAAUUUAACAACAAUAUAUUUAAACAUCAUGUGAUUUGAAAAUAGGUGCAAAUAGUGAUUUGUGCUGUAAUGUUGCCGAGUGUUAAAUUCAUAAUAAAAAUGAAAAUGUUGACAAAUAUGUUAAUUGUAAUUAUUAUCGUGACCGUUGGUUUGUGCGAUGAAAAUAUUGAGGUAAAGAAAAUUCAAACUAGGGGAAUCUAUGGAUUUGGAAGGCCUGAUGAUAGACUACCUCCGCAACCCCCUAGAGACAACAACCAUCCAAACGACUUAUUAAUAUCGAAAGGUCCACCAAGACCAGGAGACUAUCAUAACUCUCCUCACAACCAUGAUCACCAUUUUCAUGGAGGUCACCCAGAUUUCCAUCAUAACCACCAUGGCGAUGAUGUAAAAACUUGGGGAAAAACUGACGAACCAGUCAACUUUAGUAAUAUGAACUCAACUGGUAUUCCAUUGGAUUUGGCCAUGUCCUUGAACGAAUAUAGCUCAAUAUCAGAACUAUUAUAUAAUGAGGUCGAAGGGGCGGAGCAAAAAGUUCAAGUCGCUAGUUUUGCCAAUCGAUUUGGUUCUGAUGGUGAUGCUCUGGACACAGAGAGAAGUGCAGCUCGAAUAGCUACCCCAGCAAAAUGUCAGCCUGAAUUAACCACUGUUAAAAUAGCUGAAUCAAAUGAUCCAAAUGUUUUAUAUGUACCAGAAUGUACCCGAAUUGAAAGAUGUGGAGGCUGCUGCUCUCAUGCUUUAUUGUCCUGUCAAGCAACAGAGUUUGAGAAUGUACAAUUUUCGGUCUUAAAAACAGAAUACAGUAGUUCUGAAAAUCCUCAUAAGAAACUAAAAUAUGUGGGAAAGGAACCUAUUUCAAUACAAAAACAUACUAAAUGCAAAUGCAUGUGCAAAAUUAAAGCUAAAGACUGCAAUGCUUAUCAAGAUUAUCGAGAAUCCGAAUGUCGCUGUAUCUGCAAAAACACUGAUGAAGAACAGAAAUGUUAUAGAAAUAGCAAUAAGAAACUAUGGAAUCCUGAUGAAUGUGCCUGUCAAUGUAGAGAAGUAACUCUGUGUUCAACUGGUUACAAUUUCGACUAUAACGAAUGUAGGUGUGUCCAAAUUCAAUUUAAAAGACGUUACAUUUUAGCAGAAAUUCAAAAGGAGCAACCUCAGAAACCUGAAGAUUAGAUUUCGAACGUCUAAAAUCAGUGUAGAAAUUUAAUUUUACUUAUAAAAUUGUAUGUGACACUUAGAUGUAGAAAAAAUAUUGUAAACUAUUUACAGUGUAGUACAUUUUAUUUAGAAAUUUGUAUAUGUAUAUGUAUAUGUAUAUCUGUGUUAUAAUAUAGUAAUGAAUAUUA
Messenger RNA from Anthonomus grandis grandis, 1456 nucleotides. RefSeq lists its product as uncharacterized. Gene Ontology annotation, molecular function: growth factor activity; growth factor receptor binding. Lineage: Eukaryota; Metazoa; Arthropoda; Insecta; Coleoptera; Curculionidae. Bases 186 to 1283 code for a protein of 365 amino acids. The record is from RefSeq and is a predicted model, not a curated record. Gene Ontology annotation, biological process: positive regulation of cell population proliferation; positive regulation of protein autophosphorylation. Gene Ontology annotation, cellular component: membrane. The transcript has 7 exons.